UCGAAAAUGUGCGCUUUUUUCCAAUCCUCAAGGAUGGCUAUUCGUCCAGUACCUGCUUCUCUCAGAAUGGUCAUUGUGUUGCCAAUGUGGUAAACAAACGUUUUAGAGGAAAGAUUCGUUUGUAAAGAGCUGUUAAUGAAUUGUUUUUCUUCUGGAAGGAAAUACGACUUCGGUGAAUGUUCUUUUCAAUAGAUAGUUGGUAAAAGAACCGUUUGAGUUGUGGAUAUAAAAAUCGAUUUCCCAACAUCAAUGGCGGCUGUGCAGAAUUCCGAUGUUGUGUUUUUUCCAUUUCAUGCAAGGCUUAAAACUCAGCCCAAUCCGAGGACCAUACCUCUAGGAUGUGUCAAUGCCAGAUGGUCAGCUUGGAGGCGCUCGGAUUAUUUCUAUCCGGAAAUGAUUCCCGAGCCCGAUUACAGCGAUACAGAAUCCGAAGCAGGAAAAAGCGAGGCUGGAUCCGACGAUCGUUCCGAAGAUGCUAGCGAUCGUCUCAGAGAUCUGCAAGUGAAGAACGAGAAUGAAGAUGACAACAGAAGACGACGAAUGCCGCCCGUCGCUAAUAUUGGUGAAUAUAAUAACAGAAACGAGACUCCCCGCCCUAAAAAGAUCCAGUUUUCAGACGAGGAACUAAUCAAACCAAAAAAGCCGGCAAAUCCCUACCUGGAGUCAACGGAGAGGCAGAAAUUACACAAGGAGCUUAAAUUCAAUCAAAAAUACGGUAAGCAAAAAGGCAACCAGAGGACCGAGCUGCAGGUGGCUCUGGAGAAGUACACCGAGAGCAAGAUCAAAAGAGACCUGGCAGCCUCGAGGCGGUCGUCACUGGAAAAAGUACUCGAGCAACAGGCACGGAAAAUCGAAAUGCACGAACGGGAAGGAACUGCGCAUGUGCAACCUGCUUGGAUUGAAGAACUUCAACGGCAACACUUCACCAAAAGGUCUGACCCGAAAACAGAUGAAUUUUAUCGAGUUCACGCAAGAGUCGUCAACAACAUCAUGAAUCUCGAGUCAAAUGAUGAAGAUCAAACUUCCACUGAUCUGUCAUCAGGAAGGUCAUCCUCAUCAUCUGACCACAGCGACUGAAAUUUAUAAUGCCAUAUAGCCCUGUACAUUUUGUUUCGUACACUUCAAA
This is a messenger RNA of Argiope bruennichi, 1126 nucleotides long. RefSeq lists its product as uncharacterized. NCBI's taxonomy places the organism in Eukaryota, Metazoa, Arthropoda, Arachnida, Araneae, Araneidae. The record is from RefSeq and is a predicted model, not a curated record. Bases 250 to 1077 code for a protein of 275 amino acids. The transcript has 7 exons.